AUGGACUACUGCGAUCCGUCCGCCACCUUGGGCCAGAAAGCUGAGAUGCUCCAGGCGAUGCACGAAGACCCCGCCGCCCAGAUUCUGAUCGUGGACAACCAAUCGCUCGUCGAAAUGCGAGAAAAGGCCCGGAACGUGCUGGACAUCAAGCUCAAAGAAGCAAAAGACGGAGUGCUGAGCGGCAAAUACAAGAGUGCAAGAGCGGCUGCUAUCGCAGUUGGCGUUUUUUCUCGCCUUGCACUCGAGGAGGAAAAGGUUCGGCUCGCGAAUGCAAACGAGAAGCGGGUACGUGGCUCUACCAAGAUCAAGGGCCGGAUUGUUGUCGCCCAAGAGCUUAAGGCUCAUUUUGAGGAGGAAUUGCUGCUGAGAAGGAGAGGGAGGCACGCGAGAAGGAGCAUGCAAAAGCUGUUGAAGCCGCCGAGCGUGAGGCUCGUAUUAGAGGACGUCGUCGGGCUGGCGCAGGCACUGCACGUCAACGACAAGGGCCCCGUCCGGGCAAUCAUCCCAAGGAUUCACAUCUCGAGACCCACCAAGAUCUUGCUUCAAACCCUCGCUUCGCAGGCCUAUUCAAGCUCUCCAGAUGCUCCGUCCAUGGAGCCCGCCCCAAUUCCACACCACAUCCAACACCUCUAG
Molecule: messenger RNA, 633 nt
Organism: Punctularia strigosozonata HHB-11173 SS5
Lineage: Eukaryota; Fungi; Basidiomycota; Agaricomycetes; Corticiales; Punctulariaceae
Exons: 4
Coding region: 1-633 (210 amino acids)
Source: RefSeq, a predicted model, not a curated record